AUGGGGAGCCAUAAAUUCAAACAUCUUAUUGUCGGAUCGCCGGAAACGGAACAGGCAAUUCUGGGCGGACAUGGUCUCCAAGCAAAAGAGGCUAUCUUCGAACUUGACAGAAGAAAGCUGAUGUCAAAGUACAGAUCUAUACUCCUCGCUUGUAUAGAAGGAGCCACAUGUGCGUGCUCAGUCGUGGUGAUUUAUACAAUUGUCCGGCUUCGAAAUCGUUUGUCAGCAAACGCAAUCCUUUCCUUACUGAUCAUAACGGCCCCUAGGCGUUUUGCGAUUGGCUCGAACAAGCAAUUACGCUUUCGCGGCUGCCGUAUAAUCGGUAUGGACCCAGAAGAAUAUCAAUCCACCCGCAAGCCGAGGUCAAAAGGCAGGUUCAGGAAAUGUUGGAUGCUG
Dicrocoelium dendriticum is the source of this 396-nucleotide messenger RNA. Lineage: Eukaryota; Metazoa; Platyhelminthes; Trematoda; Plagiorchiida; Dicrocoeliidae. The record is from the annotation of a GenBank genome assembly.